Rosa chinensis is the source of this 649-nucleotide messenger RNA. RefSeq names its product auxin-responsive protein SAUR71. The coding region runs from base 17 to 421 and encodes 134 amino acids. The record is from RefSeq and is a predicted model, not a curated record. The transcript has a single exon. Gene Ontology annotation, biological process: response to auxin. NCBI's taxonomy places the organism in Eukaryota, Viridiplantae, Streptophyta, Magnoliopsida, Rosales, Rosaceae.
ACUGCUUACAACAAAAAUGUCUGAAACCUUACUUCAUAAGGAUGAGGCUCCUCCCAGAGAGCAAUAUUCUAGAGGUGACGUCUGCAGCAUUGUGAAGCUGAACAGGUUGCAGGUGAGGCGGAAGCUUUCCCGGGGUGGUGAAAAUAAACCACCCCACGAUGUCCCCCGUGGUCACUUGGCCAUGGUAGUAGGGAAAUCGAGGAGACGGUUUGUUGUGAGGACGGAUUUACUGAACCACCCAGUUUUACGGCAGCUGCUAGACCAAGCAUAUGAAGAGUAUGGUCAUGCUAACCCUGGUCCUUUAUCUUUACCUUGUGAUGAGUCUCUCUUUGAAGAUAUAGUACACUCUCUUAGAGGUGGUACAAGAACCAACCAAUUCUCUUGCCCCUCAUGGCUUUUGAGAAAUGAUCAUCAUGCUUGAUUUGAUUAUUGCAGCCGUCCUAGAAGAAGAAGCAGCAACAGUAGCUAUUUGUAUUACAUUUACUUGUCACAAUCCCAACCAGGAUAUUAGUAAAUCCAAAUAGCUUUGUUCUUCUUACUCAAAAGAGUAAUUGUCAAGCAGCAAUAGAACCAGGAUGCAUGAAAUGUGUUCCAGACUUGUAUCAAUAAGUUGAAUCAAUUCAUGGAUUCUAGAAAUCAAGGUGGGUAA